Messenger RNA from Brassica rapa (field mustard), 9023 nucleotides. Its product is annotated as indole-3-pyruvate monooxygenase YUCCA6. Gene Ontology annotation, biological process: auxin biosynthetic process. Gene Ontology annotation, molecular function: NADP binding; flavin adenine dinucleotide binding; N,N-dimethylaniline monooxygenase activity. The record is from RefSeq and is a predicted model, not a curated record. Lineage: Eukaryota; Viridiplantae; Streptophyta; Magnoliopsida; Brassicales; Brassicaceae.
AUAUUAUUGUAUAUACAAAAAUCUAAGAUAUGUUAAUUUUUAUAAAUGUAUUGUAGUCUAACAUCAGAUAUUAUUUUAACAUAAAUAUUUUCUAUAUAUGAAAAUAAAAUUUAUUAGCUAUCAAUUUAAUAUAAUUUUAUCAUAUGUAGUUUAAUAUAACAAUUUUAUUUUAACAUGAUUGAUUACGAAUAUAAAAGUAUGCUAGAAUUUUUAUUUUAAAUUAUAUAAAUAAUAACUCUCUAUAUAUAUUAAUGCAUAAUUAUAUUUCAUUUAUAAUCAUGAAAUUACUGAAACUAUUUUUUCAAAUAAUAUAUUGUUCAAAUAUUCAGAUCAACAUAAUAAUAUUCUUUUAAUAUACUUGAUUUUGAUUAUAUAAUUGAUAAAAAUAAGAUAGAAUAUUUAUUUUUCAUUUUUAUAAACGAUAAUUAAAUAUAUUAGGGUAUAAUAAUAUUUCAAAACUAAUUACGAAAUUAGUUAAAAUAUUUACAUAUAAUAUUUGAAAAUUAAGUUCUUGUUAUCAUAUUUUAAACAGAUUUUUCGAAAUUGUUAAUAUAUAUAUAUAUAUAUAUAUUAAAUAUAAUUAAAAUAGUUCAAAUAUCUAAUAUAUUGUUACUCUUAUUUAUGAAAUCCCUAAAAUAAUGGGAAGAAACUGAUUUUAAUUAAUUAUGAUUUUUAUUGUUAGCUUAAAAUAUAAUGUAUAGUUGAAUAAAUAUUGCACAUACUGUAUUUAAAGUUAUAAUUUCUAGUAAGAGUCCAUUUAGUUAAAAAUCACACAUGAAUGAGAAGUCAUGACUUCUCUUUUAAUAUAUAAGAUAUUACCAGUUGGUGGGAGACUUCAGAAUUCCUUACUGUUUUUUGCUAGGGUUACUAAAGUUAAACAUAGCAUCGCUUUAGUGUAGUUUUUUAUGACACUGAUCGCAUAAGUAAAUUUUCAAAGAAGACGGUUUAGACUUAAGCGUAAAGAGAGCUAUAAAAAAGAGUUCUAACGCCUAGGCUAAACUAUAGGCACUAGAAAGCCUACUAACGUCUCUCCUUUUUACUUUUUAUUGACCUCACACUUAAACUCAGUUCCCAUGGCCUUUUCAGCUUGAUUAAAUCAUAUAAAAUUUGUAUUCAAUGAAUGUAGUAGUUCAUCUUUGAUUAAAUAAUAUCUCUAAGUUUAUUUAAAAUCAUAGGACUGCGCAAAUUUAUAGUUUUAAUUAAACCUCGCGCAUUACGUAAAUAUUAGUAUCGUAGAUUUAUAAUAAACACAUGUACAAAGGUACUACGUACUGGUAUGAUAGAGUAGGUUUAUACUUACUAAAUUCAUCUAGGUGAUGUUCUUUGAUUAAUUACGUUUACGCUCAGAUUGGCCAAUUAAACAAAAUCGAUUAGGUGUGUAUUUGUCUUGCUUGGGAUCUAUACUCCACUCGUAUCUCGAUCCAAUGAAGUCUCUCAAUUUCCCAUUGUGACAUCCGGAAUGACGAAAAUUAUGCAAACUAUAUAUAUAAUCGAAGGCCAAAGAGAAAACCCAUUGAGAUAGCAAAAGGGCAUGUCAAGAAGGUUAGAACUGUGGUGUAAGUUUGUACGAAAGUGCUAUCCUUUUGAAUUAUAUUGCCUUAACCAACCAAUUAGUCGGCAUGCAUUAUAACGAAAUUUGCAUCCUCGUGCUGUUGAUGUGGCGUUAUUCAUCCCUGCAGAAUCUCAUUAUAAUAUCGAAAUAUAAUGGUAAACGUUUUUCAUAUUGCCGCAUGAGUUCAUAAUUUGGUGUUUCCUUCAUAUACAAUUGGUUAAUAUUCACAAUUUUAUAUAGGUAGCCGAUCUUACCCGAAUAGGUAAACUUACCCUGUUACGUAUCGGAAUAAUCAGUAUUUUCAUCAAUAUCAAAUUUCAAAGAGUAAUAAUUACAAAAUAGUAAUAUAAAUAAUUAUGAAAUUAAAAUAUUUUCUAUAUAAAAUGAAUGGAUCCAAAAACAUGUAUGAGUUUCUCAUGAAUAUCUCAAAGAUUUCAGUUUUUAAUUAAAAAAUCUUACUUUUUUCUUUUCUGUAAGUUCAAAAUUUGAAGUUAUGAGAUCUGUACAUUAACAUCUCAAUGAAAAUUCUCUAUCAUUUUGGAUACUUAAAGCAUAUAUUAAUGGAUUUUAAAAAAAAUAUUAUGAUAGUUGUAUAUUAGUAUAUUAUGAUGUUAUUAUUAUUUCGGAUUCAUUAAACUACCAUUGAUGAAGAUACUUUUGAUUGUAUAGAUCAUUGAGUGAGUAUCCCAUCAAUCACGGUACUAAAAUAAAUUCAUAACUUUCUGUUAAUUUAUUAGAGCUGUACUAAUUUUUCUUUUUUUCUUCUUAAAGAUAAAUGAUGCAUCCAUUAAAAUCUUUAUAUUAGCAAUUUAGCAUUAAUAUUCACAUUAUUAAUCAUAUAUAUCGUGCGCUAUACCAUGUUUCUAACUAAAGCCAAAAUUUCUGAUACUGUUACUCAUGAUUAAUCAUUCAUCAACCACCUUAAGUUUAUUAUUAUUUAAAUAAAAGCUUUAAAAACAAAGCAAACCCCUUGACAUAUAAUCUAAAAAACUAUUAUAAUAAUGUCAUAUACACCCCAACAAAAGCUUGGAAAAUAAAGUGACUAUUGAGGAGAGCGUAAAGAAUGUAUAUAAAAUGGUACUAUUUAGGAAAAAUACACAUGAAGUACAAAGUUACCAAAUGUACGAUCUAUGUGGCUGACGAUGAAAUACUAAAGUUACUAAACCAAAGAUGCUAGAAGAAUUUUUUAGAUUAUAUAAUUUAUAUAUUGCGGAUUGCUUAGUUUUCCACAUACACUUAAUUAUCAAACGGAUUCUAUAAAAAUGUGCUAUUUUUUCUAGUAACAAAUUGCAUUUUAAUUGGAUUUGAUAUAAAUGUAAAUUUCAAAGUAGUUUUAGUUUAUUUACAAAAAAAAGUAGUUUUAGUGAAUAAUUUUAAAUAAUAGAUCAACAAAUUAUUAGAUAGUUAUCAAAGAAAUAAAAAUUCGAGUGGCCAUUGUCCUUGUAUUCUUAAAGGAGCGUACAUGCCAAAACCAUUAACAAAUUCAUGAUAUAAAAAGGAGAAAGAAGCAAUUAUGGGUUAACCGACCACUGACCACAUAUUGAAUAUGCGAUGGACUAAAGCUUUAUUGAAAGUCUUGAGAAUCUGUAGGUUAGCCGGCUAUUGUAUAUGUUGUGGGCUAGAUUUUCUUUCUGGAGAUAGUUGAAUAUGUUCAUCGUACGUAGAUGCUAGAUUGUUAAAUGUAGAACUAUUAUACUUUGUUAAUGCCAUAUAAUGAAAAAUGAUGUAAUAGACACACAAAUAUAAAUACUCUUUAUCAUAUAUUAAACUCAUAUUCUUUGUGAGUGAUCAUAAGACAAUCAAAAGAUUACUUACAUCAAUCUUUGAGAUUUCCAUGAGGUAAAGAGUCAAAAAGUGUAGUGGAACACAAAAAUCUCAUAGGUGGGCAAAAGAAUAGAGAACUCGAUUUAAUAUAUAAACCCCUACUUAAGCAUUUUAAGCACAUAUAUAUAUAUAUAUACACACACAUAUGAGAGCUAGUCACAUCACAACUAACCAUUUAUAUAUCUCUCUAUCAUAUAAGUUUUAAUGGCGAUUUAAGAGACCCGUAGUUCUCUGAUCAUCCUCCGGUUACAGCAAAACACAAAUCAACGAUAAUCUCUCACUCUCUUUACUCAUUCUUCUUUAUUUGGAUAAGAUCUCUAUCUCUCCCUCGUUUUCAGCAGACUCAAUCCAAACCCUAACUUCUUUGAUUCCGUUCAGAAGAAUAUUAUUUAUUCCCUUCAAAAAACCAAUUAUAAAUAUUUUGACAAAACACUUUUUUCACCAUCCCUCUUUAUUUAUUCUUACUCCACGCCAUAAAUGUCAAAUUGUUCGAUUUGUACUUUGCCCUUAAUUACUGUCAACACCACCAUCACUUCUAUACUACAAUCCCUUCUCGUAUUCUCUUAAGAAUACGUACUUACAUACAUUACAAAUACACACCAAGCCCUUAUAAAAAGCAAGAGAAAAGAGAGAGAGAAGUGAUUCUUGGUUUAGCUUUCUUGAUGGAUUCAUGUUGGAGGAAAGAGAUGGAAGGUAAACUAGCACAUGACUACUUGAGUCACCACGGUAAGAUGACAUCACCGCACCACCGCAUCUCCGUCGUCACCGGACCGGUGAUCGUAGGCGCCGGACCGUCGGGACUAGCGACGGCGGCUUGUCUAAAAGAGAAAGGAAUCACUUCAGUACUACUCGAGAGAUCAAACUGCAUAGCUUCACUUUGGCAGCUCAAGACAUACGACCGACUCCAUCUCCACCUUCCUAAGCAGUUCUGUGAACUUCCGCUUAUACCCUUUCCCGACCACUUCCCAACUUAUCCGACAAAACAGCAGUUCAUCGAGUACCUUGAGGACUACGCCAAGAGGUUCGAUAUAAGGCCGGAGUUUGGUCAGACGGUUGACUCGGCUGAGUUUGAUGAGAAUCUUGGUAUGUGGCGCGUGAAGAGCGUGGGUGAAGAGGGCACGACGGAGUAUGUUUGCCGGUGGUUGGUGGCUGCGACGGGGGAGAAUGCUGAGCCGGUGGUCCCUAGGUUUGAGGGGAUGGAUAAGUUUGAGGCUACCGGGGUAGUUAAGCACACUAGUCACUAUAAGAGCGGCAGAGACUUCGCCGGGAAAAGGGUUUUGGUCGUCGGAUGUGGAAACUCCGGCAUGGAGGUUUGUUUGGAUCUCUGUAACUUCGAUGCUCAGCCUUCUCUCGUUGUCAGAGACGCUGUGCACGUCCUACCACGAGAGAUGUUGGGUACUUCGACUUUUGGGCUGUCCAUGUUGUUACUCAAAUGGUUGCCCAUCCGGCUCGUUGACCGUUUCCUCUUGGCGAUUUCCCGGUUUAUCCUCGGAGAUACCACCCUGUUAGGUCUUAACCGUCCCCGGUUAGGCCCAUUAGAACUCAAAAAUCGCACCGGAAAAACUCCGGUGCUCGACGUUGGGACGCUUGCCAAGAUCAAAACCGGAGAUAUCAAGGUGUGUUCCGGGAUAAGAAGGUUAAAACAACAUGAAGUUGAGUUCGAUAACGGAAUAACGGAGAGAUUUGAUGCCAUAAUAUUGGCAACUGGCUAUAAAAGCAACGUACCCUCUUGGCUAAAGGAGAAUAAAAUGUUUAGUAAGAAAGAUGGAUUCCCAAUACAAGAGUUUCCAGAGGGAUGGAGAGGUGAAAGUGGGCUAUAUGCGGUCGGAUUCACAAAACGUGGAAUUUUUGGAGCAUCAAUGGAUGCAAAUAAAAUAGCUCAAGACAUAUUCGAGUGGUCAAGAAAAUCAUAUCAACUGCAAUGCAAAUUGGGGAAUAGAAAGAAAAGGAAACUCAGUGAGAAUGAUUGUGAUUGUGGUGGGCAUUGAUGAUCUUUUGCUCAAAGGAGAGGAGGGGACCCUCUCUCUUUGCAUGCUUAUAGCCCACUUUGUUAAUCUUUCUACACCUUCUCUCUAUGUUUCAUUUUUUUUUUUAGUUUUGCUUAGUUAGAUAUGCUCUCUGUUUUUCUUGCCUUUUCAGUUCAUUUUUUGCCAGAAUUUGUAGUGAGAUUUUUUUUUUGUUACAUACAUAAUAUAUUUUUUUUGUAACAUGCAUAGUAUUUGUUUAACUAAAACUCUUUACCUUUUUAAACGGACGUGAGCAAUUGAAUUGUUAACAAAGAAUAAUAAUAAAACUAAGAAAAUUGUCAAUGAUUUUUCGUUUUCGAAAUGAUUUCAUUCCCUAGUAGAAGUAUCAUAUAAAUAUGGACCACUGUUUGUACAUUUGUCAGAAAUUAAGUCCUGCACAUUUAUAAUUCUGCUGACCCUUUUCCCAAUUAUUGCUAGAAGUACGGCCUCCACAUGAUUUCUUGUCAUAUUUUUGAAAUUAAACUAGCUAUAGCUUAUAUAAAUCUAUCGUAGAUCUCAUGUCAGAUAGCUUCGGUUUAGAUUCUAUCAUGGAUUUGUUAUCUUGGCCGCAUUAAUAAGAAUGGUAUAUGUAAUCGAAGCCAAUACAAAUUUUUGUGUGUGUGCGUAUCACUGGAAGAUCUCCGUAAAAAGAACUUACUAAUUACGCCUCUGUAUCUGCAUUGGGUUGGUGGUUUCGUGUAAAAAAUGAUUGUGUUGUGCUUCUUAAUCAAUUUCUGUUAAAAACAUGUUAUACACCGCAUUAUUAGGUAUUAUCUUUUUUAUUAGGUAUUAUAUUCUUCUUCUUUUUUUGCUUAAAAUUAUUCGGUAUUAUCAACGACUGGUUUCAGGUACAAAGAAAUUUAGAGUCUAAAGUUCUAAACAGAAUUCCUCUUUUUUAUUAACAAAAAUUACGCCCCUAUGAUGCUUUGGUGGCUGCUGUGGGAUUUUGCGGAAUGAAAAAAAUAUAUUCCUCAAAAUCAGCAAAAGUUAUAGUAUGAUGUAAAAUAAAACAUUAAACUCUGGCAAACAUAAACGAAAGGGAACAAGGAUCUUACAGUAGUUUACUUUUGUAAAAGGCACAUAAGUAACAAGCUGGAGCCCUACACUUUUGCCAAGCUGUUGGGGAAAAUUUAGGAAACAAUAUCAGAUAUUCAGAUGCCAAACCAAAUCUUUCAAUUUUAUUUUUGUCAACAUCAAAUCUUCAAUCUGAAACAUUACUUUUUAUUUCAAUUAAAAUUUUAGUGAAGCAAUUAGUAGUGGCUGCUCCAAGUAGGCAAACAGAUUUGAUAUAUCCUUACAGUUCCUAGUCCCACAUUCUUAACAUAAGAAGCACUUACUUUUUCAAUCAUGUUUCUGCUUUUUUUUCUGAAGCUGAUUUUUCUUUAAUUUAGUUUUUUUAUUAGUUUAUGCUUUUUCUUGGUUCUAAAUUAGGCUUGUCAACCAAAUUGUGUUGGAAAGUGGUGCUCUUCGACAGUAAACAUAAUAUAUGAUUGCGCUCCAUAUCUUAUACAAAUAUGACUAAGAAAUCAGAUUAUGUUUAACAAGAUUUUCAUGCAUUAUACAAAUGGAGUACUAGGUUUUAAAAUAUAUAUAUGCUGUGAUCACCAACACAAAAGAAAAUAUAUGUUCUCUCGGGAAAUAUUUAUUAUUUUUAAAUUCAUAUUAUUACAUGAUGAUGACUGCUGAUGAAUAUUGGACGUAUCUUUAGAGUUUUAUCAAGUAACCAAAGAAACAGAGGUAGUUUUCACCAAAAAAAUACCAGGCAAAGUUUGAUGUGUAGUUCUUUAACUGGUAACCCUGAAAUGAAAUUAAUGGAAUAAAAGUGGAUGAAAUAAAAUGAAUCAAAUUGGUUGACAAAAAAAUAUAUAUUUCAUUUAUUUAUUCCAAAUCUGUAAGUGGUAACCAUGAAAUAUAAUUAAUGAAAUCAAAAUAGAUGAAUUAGAUGAAUGUAAUUAAUUUAAAAUAUAAUACUUUCACCCCAAUCAUUCAUAAUCAAAAUUGUAAUGUAUUUCUUUGUAUAUUUUUGGAUUAUUCGUGGAAUUGAUAGAAUAAUUAUUUCAUUUCAUUCAUGUCAAAUGGUAAAAAAAUUACGGAAUUAAUGGACUAAGUCAUUCUACAUCAUUAUAUUUCAAAAAUCAAUAAUUCUAAGUUGCAGUUCCAAAAUAUUCCUAAAAGAAAUAUUUGUUUGAAUUGUUGUGGAAUUGAUUGAAUGAGUAUUUUAUUUUAUUAAUCUAAAUGGUAAAAAAAAUAGAAUUAAUAGAAUGAUUUAUUCCACAUCAAUUCAUUCCAAAAAAAUAAUAAUCGAAAGUUUUGGCUAAGAAUAUUACAUAUUUUAAAGAUGCAUAUAAAACUUUUGAAAAAAAAAACAAAAUAACAUCAAUUUUAAAAGGGUAUAAUAUAUAUAUGAUAUAUACUGUAUAAGAUUGUAUGGUAUAUUUUAAAAUUCAGAUUUUGAUAUUACGUAUUUGAUAUUGAGAUCUGUCACUGUAUUUAAAACACUUGGGAAGCUACAAUGUCCCAACCAGAAAUGGCUGCUUUGUGGUCCGAAGUGGCUCUCGUCUUGGCAAUUCUCCAGUUCCAUUGAAUCUACUGAAAUUUUUUAAGAUUUGACCAAAAGUUGAAAGCGGUAACGAUGACAAUUGACAACGCGGUAUGGUGAUUAAUUUGACUAUUAUCCGUGGUUAGGGUCACGGAAAGAAAAGUUUGACACAUAAAAAAUAAUUCUAUAAUACUAAUAGCUAAGAAUAAUUUGUCAAAAAUGCAAAUUUUAAAAAAAAAUGUGCUUUGUUCUACUUUGGUAGUAAUUUCCUGGGACUUUGAUUUGCAUUAUUCGAAUAGAGCAGGUUUUAAGUAAUACUUCCAAUUUUUCAUAUCUUCUAACAUAAAUUUGACGUACUUGGAACAGUUUUCUCUCUUUAACCAGACGUUGGCACGGAAAACCCACCCCAUACCUGCAUUUUCGUGGCCACACAAUAGCCAUUUUUCAUUCAUUUCUAGUUUACUGCACACACGCUGUUAGUUUCAUUCGAAAAGUCGACCCGUUAAAAGGAUAUAUACUUAAAUAUCGAGUACAAUACUAUAUAUAAUGCAUAAAUGUGCCGUUCUGAACAAUAUAUGAUGCAACCACUAUACUAAAUGAGUUUUUUUUUUUGUUUUUGAACAACAACUCAAUGAGAUUUUAAGUUCAGAUGAUACAACUACUAGACUAAAAGGGCUUCCAAGUUAAGUUAGGCUUUGAUUGGUGACAUGUUUUACACUUGAUUUAGUUUGAGUUAAGAAUAUUAAUCAGAAAUGUUACCAAUCAUGAUUUUGUUGUGAACUUUUGAGUUUGUGUGUUGAUUUAGAAUGUGGUAAGGUUGAGUUACACUUUGAGUUAUCUCCUUUGUAAAAUCAACAAAUCAAAUGUUAAGCCAACAUCAAAGAAAAUUGCAUGUAUUAGAGCUUGAGUUGACUUGAGUUAGUAACUUUUUGUUUAGUUGUUCACGUUUUUUAUUUCUAUAGAAAUUUAUUAACUUUUAAAACAUGGCAAUUGUCCAACAAUUACUUUGGUUAUUUAAUAAAUAUUCUCAACUAUUGUACACAACUAUUUAUUUGCUAGCCAAAAUACUUUAUAAACUUUCUUACUUCCAUUUAAAUUAAUU